Molecule: messenger RNA, 1090 nt
Organism: Cantharellus anzutake
Lineage: Eukaryota; Fungi; Basidiomycota; Agaricomycetes; Cantharellales; Hydnaceae
Exons: 6
Coding region: 201-812 (203 amino acids)
Source: RefSeq, a predicted model, not a curated record
UGACAACCCCUAGCUUUUCUGUUCAAGAUAUUGGUCAACUACUCCUCAUUGGGGAGCCCGAAUCUGGCUACCGUGGAGUCUUUGAAGUUCGUCUCGGAGGAAGCGUGAUCAUCGGACGACCGAGUAAUGGCCAUAAACACAAUGCGCCCCUGGCAUACUUCCCAUCACGAGCUGUGUCACGAACCCAUGCCGUCAUAACUAUGGCAGAAGAUGGGAUAUACAUCACUCAUCUACGGCCAACGAAUCUGACAUGGCGUGCUGUUGAUUCUAUUUGGACACCCAUGAAAGUUGGUGAACGGGCGAAACUCACUCAUAAAGAUAUACUAUGCUUUGGCACCGCACCCAAAUCGAAAAGUCAUGGUAAUCGAGUCGAUGCUCCAUUUAUUGUUUCUAUCGCUUUCGUCCCAGUCGGAGAUGAAGUAUCGUGGACCAAGUACAAGUUCGUAAAGAAAACUAUACAUCGGCCGUACCAGCAUAUGACGAAACAGAAAGAAAUGGAUGCUGGGAUGCAGCUAUUGCUAAAUGACCUCAACGGUUUAAACGUAUCACCCGGUCAGGUUGGCACGGGGGAACAUGAAGGGGACACACCAACGGCAAGUAAACGGAAACGGGGUGCUCCUUCGGAACCUGACGCAGAAAGGAGUGACGAAUCUACUAUAAGGCAUUCUCGGGAUCCUUCAAGGAGCGAGCAGUCCAAGUUUGUGACCGAGGAUGCGUCCAAGAAACGCAGAUUGCCAGGAUCGUCUUCAAGUCCAUAUUGCGAAGACGCAGUUGAUUUACCAGACACACUCACAAAGAUGACCCUGUCGUGAUCCUUUCACUCCGCCCCUCUCUUUCUUUAUCUCAUUUUAUAUUCCAGUCGAACAUUAUAAUACUCCAAGGCUUUGCAUCAUUUCUUCGCAGAUCCAGUAUUCAUUCGACAUCACGCUUCCAUUGCACCUGUUUCAUCGCCUCACCGCAGCUUGGUGCUGUGUCGGCGCCCUCAUUUUAUAUGUUCAUGUUUCUGUUGUCUGGGAGGAUUGUACACCAAAUCGAACGUCCAUUAUUUUGAUAGCCAAUUCAUUGUUGACUCACCGGGGAAUCACGAUAU